Acanthaster planci (crown-of-thorns starfish) is the source of this 5658-nucleotide messenger RNA. It is a transcript of the gene atg9a, whose product is annotated as autophagy related 9A. Gene Ontology annotation, cellular component: phagophore assembly site; autophagosome. NCBI's taxonomy places the organism in Eukaryota, Metazoa, Echinodermata, Asteroidea, Valvatida, Acanthasteridae. Gene Ontology annotation, biological process: autophagy of mitochondrion; piecemeal microautophagy of the nucleus; protein localization to phagophore assembly site. The record is from RefSeq and is a predicted model, not a curated record.
AGACCUAUGUGAAAUUGGUCGGAUUCGUCGAUCAUCGUCGCAACAAAGAAUCCCGCUGAUGUUAUCACAGUAUUGCGCCAUUUUCCGCGAACUGAGUCACGCUUAAUAGAGACCCGGCAGCAGAUACAAAUAUGAGACACAACUGAACUGGUUUGAGCAGGCGAAGAGCAAGGGCGAUAUAGUGCCGUCAAGAUGGACGGAUUGCAGACGGAGUACCAGCGACUCGAGUCGACCGACGAUGCUGACCAUGAUGAGCGAAACGUCAUGCUUCACGUUACCGAUGACAGUGGAAAAGCAGCUCGAUGGAAUCACAUCGAAAACCUGGAUGAAUUCUUCACAAGAAUCUACCAUUACCAUCAAAAGCAUGGUUACCUGUGUAUGAUGAUGGCCCAGGUGUUUGAGUUGGUGCAAUUUGUGUUCAUCGUGCUGUUCUCCAUGUUUCUGCUGCGCUGCGUGGAUUACAACAUCCUGUUUGGGGACACGAAGCCGGAGGGUGUCACCAAGGUUGCACUGACCGAUGCCUUCAUACCCCUCAACCAGUGCUCCAAAGAUCCACCAGCAGUAUUGGUGAUUUGCAUCAUCAUAGCUGGUAUCUUCUGGGUUCAUCGGCUCAUCCGUUUUGUCUACAAUGCCCUGCAUUACUGGGAGAUCAGGGCCUUCUAUAGGAUAGCUCUGAAGAUAACUUCAAAUGAUCUACUGAACGUGACGUGGCACGACGUCUUGAAGCGAGUCCAGGAGGUCCAGAAGGAACAGAGAAUGUGCAUACACAAAGCUGAGCUCACGGAACUCGACAUCUAUCAUCGUAUUCUCCGAUUCAAGAACUACUCCAUAGCCAUGGUCAACAAAUCGCUGGUACCACUUCAGCUCAGAGUUCCGUUCUUAGGUGAACUAGUGAUAUUAACAAACGGACUGAAAUACAACCUUGAGAUGAUCCUCUUCUGGGGGCCAUGGGCUCCCUUCCAGAACUACUGGCAUCUCAAGGAAGAAUACAAACGUGCUGCCAAGAGAGAGGAGCUGGCUAGGCAGUUGUCCAAACAUAUCCUCUGGAUAGCUCUGGCAAACUUCGUUCUCUGCCCAUUCAUACUGCUCUGGCAAAUUCUCUACUCAUUCUUCAACUACGUGGAUCUCAUCAAGAGGGACCCUUCAACAUUAGGAACUCGUAGAUGGUCACUGUAUUCCCGUCUGUACUUGAGACACUUCAAUGAACUGGACCAUGAAUUUCAGGCUAGACUUAACCGAGGUUAUCGUCCCGCCAAGAAAUACAUGAACUCCUUCAAUUCCAACAUACUUGCCAUAAUCUGCCAGAACAUAGCUUUCUUUGCCGGAGCCAUUCUUGCUGUGCUCGUCAUCCUGGUUGUGUACGAUGAGGAUGUCCUCACAGUGGAGCAUGUCCUCACAACCACUACACUACUCGGUGUGCUUAUCACCAUUUGUCGAACAUUUAUUCCAGAUGAGAAUUUGAUAUUUUGUCCAGAAACCUUGAUGCAGAGCAUUCUGGCUCAGAUCCACUACAUACCAGACUCCUGGAAGGGUCGUGCCCACACCUACAAAGUCAGGGACGAGUUCUCACAACUUUUCCAGUACAAAGCGACCUAUUUCCUGGAGGAGCUUCUGAGCCCUCUCUUGACACCCCUCAUGCUAUUCAGGCUACGAGGCAAGGUGCUAGACAUCGUGGACUUCUACCGCAAUUUUUCCGUGGACGUGGUUGGAGUAGGGGACGUGUGCUCAUUUGCGCAGAUGAACAUCCGAACACAUGGCAAUCCUAAGUGGAUGACAGAAGGGAAAUCUGAAGCCACUCAAUACCAGCAGGCCGAGGAUGGCAAGACAGAACUCUCUUUAAUGCAUUUCACGAUGACAAAUCCAAAAUGGAAACCCCCACAGGAAAGCAAGGUUUUUAUCAACGCCCUGAAGGAACAAGCCCAGAAAGACGUCCAUCUCUUGAACACUGUUGAGGCUGAAAACACGGCCCUGGCCACCUCACUGAGGUCCUUGUCAUCAUUGGAAGGCGGGUACAGCAGCAUACUGGGCAGCCUGGCCAUCCAGCAGGGCAUGACCAGCCUGCCGCCUACCAUCAUGCCGCCCCUGGGCACCCCCAGGGGGAUCGAGAGCAUGAUGGCACAGGGGUCAGUCACUGCCAACACCACCAAAAUACGGGGGGCGGUCUCCAGCACUGAAGGCCCCCUGCAGGGGGAGUCCACCGGGCUUCUCGGAAGCGUGACUGGUUCAGGCCCCCUUCAGACAAGCCUAGGUCCCCUGUCGGAGGAGAAUGUGCCGAUGUCAAUGGUCACCACAGUCCUAUCGCCGCAGUGUGUUGACAGCACCAACGACAUGAACUUCAGCGCCCUCUACAUGCAUCAGCUUCAUGAUCGGCGUGUGGCUCUAACGGACUCCCAGGCUCCUUCCCACAGUUCCCCUGCCGAUGGGGGUGAUGACGAGGAUGAGGCUGCCAGGCGACACUGGGGCCUUGAGGCUGACUGUCAGCUGGUCGACAGGCCACCAGCCUCCACUCCUGGGCCCCGCAGCCCCCUAAGGGAGGAAGAGGUGUUCCACUCCCUGCCAGGGCUGACCACCCUGGCCACGUUGGACGAGGGGAAUCUGGUGGACUCUGGCAGACCCAACGACGUCAACAUCUAGAACCAAGGAAGUUCGGUGGCCAUUGGAGAUGUCAGGGAGAGCGAUAGGGAUGAAUGUGGGGCCAAGAACAGCGAGAGAGAGGGCUUGGUCAUCGUCCCGGAACUGUUUUGACAGAAGAAGGAUGGCUGUCAGAAACUGAAUGCCAUGAUGGAUUGGUGGCCAUAUGAAAUGGGGGCCAUUGCUGCUACUACUGGCCACCAUUGGCCUCCAAAUUACACUCGGGUUUUAUUAUGGACUGUGUUGCCGGGCACAAACCUGGGCUGUGUGUAGUGGCUGAAAUGGCCCGUGGUCACAUGAAUCGAUGGCCAUAGGGGACAGAUGGCCACAGUGGAAUAGUGGCCCUAACAGCCUCCUGGCUAUAUGAACUGGUGGCAUACUUGAAGAGUAGCCACAGUGGACGGGGAACAUUUGAUGUGCAAGCACAUUGGACAAAAGUCUUCGAUUCACAGGAAGCUGUAAUUACACAUGUACAUGUUUAACAGUAAUAUCCUUACACCCAUUGUGAAACAGUUUGUAUGCAUUCCCAAUUGUCUGAGGUCCCCCUCUCAAAAAACGUUUAAAGCUUGUUUCGUAUAAUUGCAUAUAUGUGGUCCAUUCAUUUACGGUACUACUGUCAAUUAAUAUCCUACUGUAGUAUGUAUCUGCUCAGACCUCUUCUCAUCUCUGGUCAAUGUCACUGUCAAGGAAUUUGUCACCCUGUGUAAGACUACUGGUGGCCUUGAAUAUCUUUAAACUCUCAUUUUGUGGACUUGAUGGUCGAUACGCGCACAGAAUGUACAUCAUCCUGCAGUAUCGGUCGGUGCAUUAAGUACCCACAAGUUGUGACUUAUGCUCUUCCUUCUAAAAACAGUCUGACCUCAGAUGAGACGUACUUUGGGUAUUAAAGAGAGACAUCUUUAGCUCUUAUUUCCACUCGCGGUGUGGUGUUCAGGUAGUCUCUUGCCAGCUCCCACGACACUGUUUUAGACAGGCAGUGCGUCUGCUGGGCACAGCUCAAUAAGGGCAUCAGUGAAAACCUUACCGGCUGCAAUUUGCUAGCGAGCGCUGUUGUGGUUUUUGAGUAGCUGCGCAGCACGAAAUUGGGGGCCACGGGUACCGCUGCAGGGGGGAUGUAUGUGGGAAUGAUUGCGUUCAUUGCAAUCUCCGUUCACAUCCAUGUUCAUUUAGCAAACCAUAGGAGAUAAUACUUUUGAGAAAAAGAAAAAAAUGAGGGUCUCUCCUAGGUUUUCAACUCAUUUCAGGCUUCAGUGGGUGGGAGUUUUGUAUUGACGUGUAUUAGGCAUGUCAUGGCUGGCAAAAGUGUAUUGAAUGCCCGUACCGCUGUUCGUCUUCAUAAGGGUGCUUGUAAAUAAAUGCAGUAUUGUAGAUGAAAAGACCACUGUCAAAAACAUCACUUUAUAGUGAGGUGUUAAUUCGGAUUUUGGCUAUCUUGAAUCUAACUUGUAAAUUAUAAUGAUGUUUGUAUCUGUACCAAAAAAAUUUCUUCAUUGGAAGGGAAUGAAUAUUGUACUGGGAAGAAGUGCCGUAUGUGUGGUCGUAUGUAUCCAUUUUAUUCAAGAAUACAGUUGCAUAGGCCUACAUUAUAUUGUUGACCAAAAAGUGUAGACGGUAGUACAGUUUGUUUAUCGAAAAGCUAUUCAGGUAUGUGAGAUACCAGUCCAUUUACGAAAAUAACCUGUUCGGUAUUCCAACUGCGCAUGUCUGAAAUGGAAAGCGUCAGAGGCCAUUCGGGAACAGCAAUACACGCGCACGAGGUUUGCCCUGGCGUGCUUUGUUCUCGAAUGACCUUGCCUUGUUGAAAUGCCGAAUACUGUAUUUGUGUUUAGUGUCAGAAUGCACGAAAUUCAAAUCGUCUCAGUGGAGUUUAGAUGUAGAUCCUGGGACAUGACGUCACGCAGUGUUGCAUUAUGGGAGCCGGGCAGACUGCACGGCGUGCAUUAUUUUUGCAAGCAUGGCGCACACGUCGAUGAUUUCCAUCAUCUGGAUUAAGUUUUUAAGACCUAAGUCCGGAUGUUACAGUUUUCAGACCAGAAACUGUAAUCCGCUUUGAGUAUUAAAAUUGUAGACUACCAUUAUAUAUAUUUAUAUAUUAACAAGGCCUCAGUUGAUGUAUUGCCCCACUUUCACAGUGAAUUUUACUUCAAAGUGAUCAUAGUGAAAAGAGAAAGAAAAAGCAGCAAAUUAUUUACCGAAAGCGUUCGUGGUUACAAGCAGGACUUAGUUUAAUUCGCACUUUCUGUGAGUUUUUUGGUAUUCAAGAUUGCAAUCAUUCGAACUGGUGUUGGAAUGGUGGAUUAAGACCAGAUUGGGGGUGGGGGGAAGCCCUCACCCCCGAGCCAUGUUUGAAAAGAAUUGUUAAAAACAUCCCAAUUUUCGCAAUUUUGGACUAGGUCUCGUAAAAUUACUGUAUAAGUUUACAUUUUGGCUGUAUGUUUUGUACAUGAAUUAUACACGUAAAGAAGUUGUUAUAUAAUUAUUUAUGCACGUUCAGUUAAUGCGCAACUGCUCAUCGUUUGGAUUUUUUAAUUGCUUGUAUAAUUACCUUUUACAAAUGUUCAGGUAAUUGAGCUCACAAACUUGUAUUUUUAACUUAAUCUGUUUGGAUAACUUGUGUCUUUAUUCGGGUUUAUUUAUUAUGUGCGAUGGAUACAAUAUUGGAAAUGUAUGCCAAUUUCGUAAUAUGACGUUUUCGCGGAUUCAGUGUUGGUCUUUUUUUUUCAUUCCUUGUGCAGAAUUUGCAAUGAUACCCUUCGAUGGUAUCCGAAUGGGUGUCUUGCAUGAGGAACAGUGGGGUAAAAUGGAAAAGGCGUGUGUUGAAAGAGUUAGACAUUCUCAGGUCUUUUUUUUUUUUUUUGUCAUUCGUAUCAUUCGAAAUAUGUAACAGAAACAACUUCCGUCACGUUGGAAAGCAUAUUUACGCCCGGCUGCAUAAAUGUAGUUUUAAUAGUAUACAGACUGAUUUAUAAACUGUGUUCAUUUUGAAGGUCUAGGGUUGAAAAUAAAACCAAUUCUGUUGAAAUUUUG